Messenger RNA from Misgurnus anguillicaudatus (oriental weatherfish), 3835 nucleotides. The record is from RefSeq and is a predicted model, not a curated record. Lineage: Eukaryota; Metazoa; Chordata; Actinopteri; Cypriniformes; Cobitidae.
UGUGUGGCGCUGUAGUUCUGGGCGAUCAUUGCAUCACAUCUCGGGCGCUUGGGGAAGGUUGUGUUUAGCGUCUCUCGCAUGCGGCCUAGUCGCAAAAAUCUAUUUCUCACAUGUAUAUUUGCGUAAAGAAGAUUAAGUCUAUAGUUACAUUGAGGUACUAAAGAAAAUGGACAUGGAUGCAGUGAACGCCUUUAACGGGGAGAUGUCAUCCAUGAUGGACAUGACACCCCCAAUAUCUCGAGCCAAAAUGAUGUCAGUAACUAAAGCAGGAAUAAAAGCUAUUAAGCUUUAUAAGCAUGUUGUUCAAAUAGUGGAGAAGUUCAUCAAAAGGUGUAAACCAGAACUAAAGGUUGCUGGUCUCUAUGUGGCAGAUUCAAUUAUCAGACAAUCUCGCCACCAGUUUGGCGCAGACAAAGAUUUGUUUGGCCCGAGAUUCUUGAAAAACUUUUCAGCAACAUUCCAGAACCUUUACGAGUGUCCUGUAGAUGACAAGGCGAAGAUAUUACGUGUGUUGAAUCUGUGGCAGAAGAACGAUGUUUUUGGAAUGGACAUCAUUCAGCCGCUUGUGGAUAUGGCCUCAGCUCCAGUCUUUCCUGUCUUAGAGAAUGGAACCACAGUGGGCGUCUCUCUCGCUACACCAAUGUCAGUACCACACCUGGCACCAUCUGCUGCUACCACAGUGACGCUGCCCACAUUUCAGAACUCUGUGGCUACUCACACUCUUCAAAACCAAGUGGCCCCGCCCACUUUUCAGAACCCUGUGGCUUUUCACAAUUUUCAAAACCAAGUGCCAAUGGCUCCACCCACUCUUCAAACCCCAGUGGCUCCACCCACUCUUCAAACCCCAGUGGCUCCACCCACUCUUCAAACCCCAGUGGCUCCACCCACUCUUCAAACCCCAGUGGCUCCGCCCACUCUUCAAACCCCAGUGGCUCCACCCUCUCUUCAGAACCCGGUGGCCCUUUCUGCGGUUGCCCAGUUGCUCCAGGGCACACAGGGUAUAGAGCAGCUUCUUCAGAGCCUGCAGCAAAGUGGAGUGGCGGGGCCUCCUCAGUCCACUGCCCCGCCCCCUGAACAAAAGCCAUCCCUAGCUAAGACUUUGCUGGAUCGAUUUGAUUAUGAUGAUGAACCAGAACCAAUGGAGGAAACACCUGAACCUGCUCCUGCCCCUGCUGCUCCUCUUACCAUAAACCUCCCCAUAGAAUUACAGCAAGCUAUUCAGGCACAUCUUCUUAGCCAACUAGCUAACCAGAAUCAGGUGCAGGACCAGGUGGCACCUCAGGGUUUGCCAGUGAUGGGGCAGAACCAAAUACCAGAAGACACCGUACAACCUCUUGAUGAGAGCAGUGUGCCGCCCAGUGUCCAGCAGCCACAGGAUCCAGUUGUUAAGAUGGAUCACCGCGUCGACGAUAGAGAGAGAAGACACAGACGAUCAAAAUCCAGGUCUCCGCAAAGACUGUCAUCUUCGUCGUCACGUUCACGCCGAUCACGGUCCGGAUCACGAUCUGGUUCGCGUUCACAUCGGACAAGGUACCAUCGCACACGCUCCCGAUCCAGAGAGCGACGAGCGCGAUCAGAGGAAAGGAGAGAGAGGGAGAAAGAGAGAGAGCGCAGACAGAAAGGACUUCCACCCACCAAGAAGGAAACUCUCAGUGUGUGCAGCACUACUUUAUGGAUUGGCCAGCUGGAUAAAAAGACUCUACAACAGGAUAUUAUGAGUCUGAUGGAGGAAUUCGGACAGAUUGAGUCAAUUAAUAUGAUUCCUCCUCGAGGUUGUGCCUACAUUGUUAUGGUGCACAGACAGGACGCAUACACAGCCCUAAACAAACUCAGCAGAGGGAAUGUUAAAGUCAACCAGAAAUCUAUAAAGAUCGCAUGGGCAUUGAAUAAGGGCAUAAAGUCAGAGUUUAAGAAAUACUGGGACGUGGAGCGGGGCGUCACUUAUAUCCCCUGGGGCAAAGUAAAACCAGAUGAUAUUCAGAGUUAUCGAGAUGGAGGCAUUCUGGAUGUUGAAACGCUCAAAUCAGAGUGGAACGUUGCUGUGGCCAAACCAGCUGUGCCAGUCGCAGGAGGACCAGAAGGAGGACAGGGGGAUGGAGCUGCACCCGUAACGGUAUCACAGAGCCCCACACUUCAGCCAUUGGCCCCUGUGAACGUCCCGCCGAUUCCUCUACUUAACAUCAACCUGACUCGUCCUCCAUUGAUCUCUGAAGCUCCUCCUCUCGCUUUUCCACGUCCAGGAUUCAACCCGGCACAGAUGCCUGCAGGUUUUCCUCCUGCCCAUCCAGUGGCUCCAAUGAACUCCGCAGGUCCACUUUUAAACAAUCUAGAAAACCCAAUGGAAGACCCAUCAAGAAACUCACAUCGUGUUCACACGGACAUGACUGGGGGUCCACCGCUGAGUCCCCCCUCCUCUGGGGGCCUUCUGGGGCCCAGACCUGGAUCCCUACCUCCACACUCCCAUAUGGGACCCAGCCCACCGUUCAUGCAACCCUUCCCUAACGACAUGCCCCGCCCCAACAUGCAGUCUCCGAAUAUGCCCCACCCCAACAUGCCAUCUCCGAAUAUGCCCCACCCCAACAUGCAGUCUCCGAAUAUGCCCCACCCCAACAUGCCGUCUCCGAAUAUGCCCCACCCCAACAUGCAGUCUCCGAAUAUGCCCCACCCCAACACACCGUCUCCGAAUAUGCCUCGCCCAAACAUGCCGUCUCCGAAUAUGCCCCGCCCCAACAUGCCGUCUCCGAAUAUGCCCCGCCCCAACAUGCAGUCUCCGAAUAUGCCCCGCCCCAACAUGCCAUCUCAGAAUAUGCCCCGCCCCAACAUGCAGUCUCCGAAUAUGCCCCGCCCCAACAUGCCAUCUCCGAAUAUGCCCCGCCCCAACAUGCAGUCUCCAAAUAUGCCCCCUCAAAUGAUGUCGCCCAGGGGCCCCAACCCCAUGCAUGGAGAACCUCCCGCUGGUAGAUUCCGGAUGCCCAUGAUGGGUCCUCCAGUAAAAGAAUUCCACCCUCCCAGAGAAGGAUUUUCUCCUCGCGGGCCACCCAGGGGCCCCAGGGUAGAAGAAGAAUGGGAAGAGGAACCAGACAGAAAUAACUGGAGAGAACGUGGACCAGAAAGGGGGCCGGAGAGGUUUGAACACGAGCCGCAGUUUCAUCGGGGAGGUUGGGGGAGAGGUGGCCGUCGCGGUCGGGGUCGCUUCGGGAACUGAAUUUAUUUCUUUUAACUCGGAUGCUUGUAUAACCCGACCGCAGAAUACAGGAAACACUGUCUCCUGUGGAGAAUGAGACCCGUCCAUACGAACAUAACGGACGCUGUUCCUGAAGUUCACGUUGCACACGGUGGUGCUGAACUUUCUUUACGUUGAAUAUUAUUCCGAACUGGAAAACAGAACCGGUUUUCCUAACGAAAUAUGAUUCUUUCUGUGUGAAAGUGAGAAGGUCUACGAUUUCACAACAUGAACUCUAACGUGCAGAGAAUGAAGGUGUCACAUGAUGAAUGUAAAUAGUCCAGUUUGCACACUGUAAUACAUUUCCACCCUAAAGAAAUAACCUCUUUCUGUUGUGUAUAUUUAGAGGUAAUGUUUGUUUAAUACUUCUGUACCUUUUUAGAGAUAAAGGCAAAGGUUACUACAAUUUAAAAUGAUGGAAACAGUCCAUUUCCGUUAAGCCGUGAGUUACACACAUCAUACUGUAGUAUAGCUUAUGUUGGCAUUUAAUUUUAGGAAACUGCUUUUUUACCAGUCACAUGCUUGUUUUCAUCUGUGUUAAUGGUUUAUAUUAACAUGCUGAAAUAAAAAGAGUAAAUGUUGUGGACAUAAAUAAAAGGAGUUUUAAUACGA